AUGCAAAGAACCAAACGUUUGUUUAGCAAAGGGAUUAUUUUGAACCCCAAAAUGGUAACCCAAUCGCAGUUUAGCCAGAUACAAUUUCAGGCGGUGUUGAACAACUUUUCCAUGCUGUACAAUGUCAUGAAGGCGGUGAAUUUUGUCGAUAACGCAAUCGUUCAGCUCAGCAACGAUGGUAUCAAGGUGAUCGUGGAAGAUGCAAAAAGUAUCCAGGCAUCGGCGUACAUUACCCGUGCCUGUUUUUCGGAGUUCAAGCUUGCUAUGGCAAAGCAACCGUCAUCAGACACUGCGGCAGAUACGCAGCCCUUUAUUGCGUUCGGAUUAAACCUGAAGGUGUUUACGGACUGUUUAAGCAUGUUUACCGGUGGGGACUACAAUUCGAGCCUUAAAAUGAUCCAAAAGGGCACUGGGGCACCCUUGAUCGUGAUUCUGGAGCAGCACGGCGAGGAUAGCCUUAUAACGGAAUGUUCCGUGCGAACCAUGGAACCGUUCGACUGCAUGGAGCUUGACUUUGAAGACGAACAGCAGAUAUUGAGCAAGAUCAACGUGAAGGGUGCGGAGUUUUUCCACGUGUUGAGCGAGAUGGAUCGCAAUUGUGAUGAGAUAGAAGUGGCCAUUUCACUCGGUGCGCCACAUUUGGUGUUUCACUCGUUCGGAGAGCUACACUCGGAAACUAGUGUGGAAAUAUCCAACACUAGCGACAUGCUUAUCAGCUUCAGCUGCACCGAUGCAAGCCGUAAUCGGUACAAAUUUAAUCACUUUCGUCUAGCCAUGCGGACGCUAGCAUUGGCAUCGAAAGUGGCCCUACGUACCAACAGCGAGGGUUUGCUGGGAUUGCAAGUGAUGAUAGAAAAUAAUGAUAGUUCGCACAUUUUUGUGGAAUAUUUUAUAUUACCGCUGAUGGCGGAUGAAGAUCAAACAACGAUGUAA
Messenger RNA from Anopheles marshallii, 933 nucleotides. It is a transcript of the gene Rad1, whose product is annotated as cell cycle checkpoint protein RAD1. The record is from RefSeq and is a predicted model, not a curated record. Gene Ontology annotation, molecular function: 3'-5' exonuclease activity. Lineage: Eukaryota; Metazoa; Arthropoda; Insecta; Diptera; Culicidae. Gene Ontology annotation, cellular component: nucleus; checkpoint clamp complex. The transcript has 2 exons. Gene Ontology annotation, biological process: DNA repair; DNA damage checkpoint signaling. The coding region runs from base 1 to 933 and encodes 310 amino acids.